Myxocyprinus asiaticus (Chinese sucker) is the source of this 4509-nucleotide messenger RNA. It is a transcript of the gene relb, whose product is annotated as v-rel avian reticuloendotheliosis viral oncogene homolog B. The coding region runs from base 269 to 2092 and encodes 607 amino acids. Gene Ontology annotation, molecular function: DNA-binding transcription factor activity, RNA polymerase II-specific; RNA polymerase II cis-regulatory region sequence-specific DNA binding. The record is from RefSeq and is a predicted model, not a curated record. Gene Ontology annotation, biological process: non-canonical NF-kappaB signal transduction; canonical NF-kappaB signal transduction; cellular response to stress. The transcript is spliced from 11 exons. NCBI's taxonomy places the organism in Eukaryota, Metazoa, Chordata, Actinopteri, Cypriniformes, Catostomidae. Gene Ontology annotation, cellular component: cytoplasm.
AGAAUCGAGCGAGAGCGUGAGGUGUCUGCAUGUCAACAAGCGUCCGUGAAUGAGCCAGAGCUGAAGCUUUGUCUCCCGAGAUUUUUUCCCGUAAAAGCUUCCGUCAAAUCCAUUCUUUACACCGAAACAGGCGAAGCACCCGGAAAUGAGUCCACAGCGCUGAACUCAACAGUUUCGGAGGAUUUUCAUUUCAGUUCAACACAAAAGCCAUCCACGAGUGCGUGAAGAAACCAGAGAGAGUCUUUUAUUCUUCCUUAUUGCUCUUGCCAUGAGAAACAUGAGUAUUCGGAACGGCACAGCGGAUAAUGGAGUAUCAGAUCUAGGUGAGUGUCAUUGUGACGUCAUCAGUAUUUAUAUUAUAAAUGAGUACCUUUUGGAGAAGUCAACCAAAGAGAUGUCCUUGACAGCCGCUCCGACAACAACUCUCCCUGGUCCCCCACCUCCACCUGCGGACCAGGACAUACAGUCGUUGGACCCUCCAUCUAGGAGCAGGCGCAGCGGUCCAGUUUUGGUUCCCAGAGGAGCUGCACCACAGCACUCAUACAACUUUAACCAGGUCCCUACCACUCACACUGAUAGUAUGGCACCAAUGCAUGCUCUGCGAGGUCACAAAGGGGGAUCUCAGCGACGGGGACAGGGCUCUGCAGUGGCCCAGUGUCUUCCUCCUCAUCAGACUGGAACGGAACAUCUGGAGCGCUUCCUGGAAAAGCCAGAGAUAGUUGUGGUUGAGCAGCCAAAGGAGCGAGGCAUGCGGUUUCGCUAUGAGUGUGAGGGACGAUCAGCAGGCAGCAUCCUUGGAGCCUCCAGCACUGACAUCAACAAGACCUUGCCUGCCAUUGAAAUUCAAGGCCCCAUCGACAAUAUCAAGAAUGUGACAGUCACCGUGUCUCUUGUGACAAAGGACAUCCCUUACCGCCCUCACCCACACUGCUUGGUUGGAAAAGACUGUUCCGACGGCAUCUGUGUCAUCCACAUCAAUCCCCAUAGUAGUUGCCGGCACAGCUUUGCUAAUUUGGGCAUCCAGUGUGUUCGGAGGAAGGAACUUGAUGCCUCGCUGCAGAAGAGGAGGAAUAAAAAUAUUGAUCCUUUUAACACGGGCCACUCUAAGAGCAUUGAGGACAUGGACAUGAAUGUUGUGAGACUGUGUUUCCAGUGUGAGCUGGAAAGAAAAGACGGAGACAGGAUCCACCUCGCUCCUGUGGUUUCCAACCCCAUCUAUGACAAGAAGGCGACCACAACAGCAGAACUGAAAAUCAAUCGGCUUAAUGUCAUCAGAGGCCCCUGCACAGGAAAGACUGAAAUUUACAUGCUCUGUGACAAAGUGCAAAAAGAUGACAUUGACAUAAUCUUCAGCUUGGAGGACUGGGAGGCCAAGGCGGAGUUUGCUCAGACCGAUGUCCACAGACAGAUCGCCAUCGUCUUCAAGUCCCCACCCUUCAGGGAGCAGAACAUAUAUGAGGAGGUGGAGGUCAACGUGUGUCUACGCCGCUUGUCUGAUCGGAUGGACAGCGAGCCAGUCAAGUUCACCUACAUUCCAGACAAUGCAGAUCCCUAUGGAGUGAACCGCAAGAGGAAAAUAAAAUCAGACAUAAAAUUCAGCGAGACGUGCAGCGUCCCUCAAGGUCAAGACAUAACCGUGAACGAACCCAGCACAUCACAGCAAUUCGACCCAUUCUACACUCUUCCGGAGUGUAACAUUCCCUCCGCUCCCAUUGCAAUCCCUGCUCCAGACGGGGGCAUCCAAAUGCCGUCCCAGGGCAUGGAGGAAAUUCACUAUAAUGAGGACAGUUGUGUUAGUCUGGACCAAGAAGCUUUGGACAGCAUUCUACAUGGGCUCACUCAGUGUUUUGGUGUGAAAGGUCCAGACCAGCUUUUUACACAGUUCAUUUUUGGAUCCGAUUUCAACAUCACUUUAGACGGCACAGAGACAAAAUCAAAUCUAGCAGUCAACCAACCUAUGAUGAACAUGGCAUCUAUAAAUGAUGCACACUUCAGUCAGAUGGUGAGUGAGAAUCAGGUGUAUCCACCAGACUUGGAGAACAUUGAAGGCCUCUUAGGCCCAGUGAAGAGUGAGAAUGAGCUGGAUCUUUGAAUGACUGUAAAGACUCUAAAGUGUCUUGACUAUUAGGACUUUGAAAUAGUUGUGGACUAACUUUGUUGUAAGAUGCCAAACCAGUUUAUCUGGCACUGUUUGACUUCUGGUUUGGUAGUGUGUGAAUAUUAAUGAAGUAAAUUACCUGCACAGCCGAAAUGUGGAAGCUGAGGCUGAUACAGUAGCAGCUGAUGAAAGGCGGGACUUAAAGGGAUAGUGCACCCAAAAUGAAAAUUCUGUCAUGUACUCAACCUUAUAUUGUUCUAAACCAUAUGAGAUGCGAGUCUGAAUGUUAAGGCACCUGCAUAAUUCCUACGAAACUGAAGAACAAACAGGUGUGACGUCCUUUUUUUUGUUUAAUCUACAAAAGGAAUCCAAUCUACUCAAAUACACUUAAGUGCCCAUUCACUCAUGUGGCAUCUGCAGCAGAAAGCCAUUCACACAUCUGCCCAAAGUAAGAUAUGCCAUUUUUUCAUUCUUUUGUCUGUAUUUUACCCAUUAACACUCUUUUAUACACCCAUUUUUGCAGUAGUAUCGGUGUCAUCAUAAAUUACAAUAACAGAGUGUAAUCAGCUCUUAUUAUGUCCACGUAUAGCAUGUUAGUGCAUUAACGCUAUGAAUUCAGAAUGUAAACGAGACAAAUUACGCAUUAUCUACCGGAUAAGUAUUAUUUUUCAUCAUCGAGUGGGUAAAACAGCUUCUUUUACUGAUCUGAAUUCUACUCAUAGAAUGAUGCGUGAAGUCAUUGAUAAUAGGGCUGAAAUGUUUAGUCGACUUUAUCACUAAUGCAAAUAGUACAAAAUGCACUUAUAAUUAAGAUACAUUCUCUUAAAGCAAGUCUAAAUAUCUUAUGUUGCUUCUCAAGUAAAUGUAUGUUGUUUUAAGGAUUUUUAGACAAUUUUAAAUGGAAAACAAGACAAAAACACUUGAUAACAAUAGGAUUAUUUGCAGUGAAUUUUUUACUGAAUCAGACUUUAAUAAAAAGUAUUUUUUCCCCUUUAAUUCAGUGAAUGUCAUUUGGAGGUACUUUUAAAAGAUGAUUUUGUCCUUUUUAUUGUUAGUAAGCACGUUUAAUCCAACCUUUUAAAUUGGGGCACAAGCUGAAUAAUCGGUUAAGAGCUAAUGAUUAAUUGUUGCAAUAAUCGCCCGAAUAAUCGUUCUAAUAAUAGUUAGAUUAGUCGAUUAUCAAAGUAAUCAUUAGUUGCAGCCCUAAUUGAUAACACAAUUUAAUGUCAUAUUAGUUGAUGUUUUACAUUUAGUCUUGAGCAUCAUCAUAUUUAAAUGUAUCUCUAAAAUGCCUCCUACAGCGGUGUUGCCGGUGUCUGAAUGUUUGCAAACAGUAUGACGUUGCUCAGCUGUUUUUAACUUUUUGGCUCUGAAUGAAGAAGCACUUCUUCGUAAGUGCACUGGGACUUUUGGGCAAAGACAACCUUAGUCACCAUUUACUUGCAUUCUAAGUAAAAUAGUGCAGUGUCAACAUUCUUCUAAAUUUCUCCCAUGGUGUUCCAACAUAAGAGUAAAUAAGGACAGAAUUGUAAUUUUUGGAGUGAACUAUCCCUUUAAAUUAAAAAUCUGAUUUUCAGCUAUUUGGACCAUUGUAGUGUAACGGAGAGAAGCAUGUAGCCAUUGUGUUUUUAAGAAGUCAUUACAAAAAUAGCAACUGAUGCUGCUCAGCUGCUUUUAUUGUGCCAUUUAUGAAAUGUGUCUGUCAUUUGCUAAUUAAUUGUGUGGCUUUCAGAGCAAAACUCAGUAGUCCCAGCCCAGGUCCCAGACCUAAAGUCACUAACAUAUUUAAGUUUUGUAUGUAACAAGGUAAUUUUUCGGGCAGCAUUUCUGAACAGUUCAAGCGUAGAGGCAUUUCACUUAACAGCAUUAAGGGGACAUAAUUACACAUUUAGUAUCUUUCUGUAGCGUUAUGCUUGGUAGCCCCACCCACAGAGAACGCUCAUUGGUCCAAAAUCUGCUCCACAGAGAUGUGUACAAAUUCCCUUUCAAUCUCUGGCGUAUAUCGAACAUCAAUUCUGAUUGGCUGUGUUAUGCAGCAUUUCCAGUGUGGACAGACACAUUUCUUGAUGCUAAAAAUCCUGUCGCAUCACACCUGGUCAGGACACUUUGUGAAAUUAAGCAGGACACUGAAAAUGAUGCAUGUAGUCAGUGGUAAAUAGAUUUUAGUGCUUUUGUCAGUGCUGUAACUGUACAUUUUAAUAUACACAUUCAUGUUGAAGGAAGCCGGUGGCACAAUAGGAAUGUUAUCAUUGGAAAUGCAUUUUGUCCAUCUAUACAUAUAUAAUGUCUGUAAUAAGGCUGUGAUUCAUCUUGUGCCAUGUAAAAAAAAUGUCUAGCAUUGUUGCUUUCUGCUUAUAUUGUGUAUGUAACUGUUGCUGUCAAUAUUAAAAUCAUGUGUUUUGAAAAAUGAA